UCUGCCCGCAGAUGGCUCAGCCACAAAGGAGUGAGGCAGAAACGGCUCAACGACUGGCUGGGAAUCAAAAACGACCACAUCGACGAGACCUAUUUUAUGAACGAAGAGGACGAGAAUCUUCCGCACUACGACGAGAAGACGUGGUUUGUCGGGGAUCUCAACCGGCUGCAGGCGGAGGACCUGCUCCACGGGAAGCCCGACGGAGCCUUUUUAAUUCGCGAGAGUAGCAAGAAGGGGUGCUACGCCUGCUCCGUGGUGGCGGACGGCGACGUCAAGCACUGCGUCAUCUACAGCACGGCGCGAGGCUACGGCUUCGCCGAGCCCUACAACCUGUACGGCAGCCUCAAGGAGCUCGUCCUGCACUACCAGCACACGUCCCUGGUCCAGCACAACGACUCGCUCAACGUGCGGCUGGCCCACCCCGUGUACGCACAGCCGCCCUCGCACUGCAGAUAGGCGGCGCUUUUCUACGGUUUUUACGUGCGUGCCGGACCCCGAGGCGGCGGGGCGGCCGGCCGAGGCCUCCUUUCUACUCAGACUGCUGGUUUUGCACAAGAUUCUGUGAAUGUGAAGCAGAGGGGCCUGGGGCCGGCCGGCCAGGGGGUCAGGGCCGCCGACGGCCAGGACGGCCAGGACGGGGACCCCCGCCACGAGCCGAGCCGGCGGCUGUGCUUG
Messenger RNA from Gracilinanus agilis (Agile Gracile Mouse Opossum), 675 nucleotides. Its product is annotated as phosphatidylinositol 3-kinase regulatory subunit gamma-like. The record is from RefSeq and is a predicted model, not a curated record. The transcript has 3 exons. NCBI's taxonomy places the organism in Eukaryota, Metazoa, Chordata, Mammalia, Didelphimorphia, Didelphidae. Gene Ontology annotation, biological process: insulin receptor signaling pathway; phosphatidylinositol phosphate biosynthetic process. The annotation marks the transcript as partial. Gene Ontology annotation, molecular function: 1-phosphatidylinositol-3-kinase regulator activity. Gene Ontology annotation, cellular component: phosphatidylinositol 3-kinase complex.